This is a messenger RNA of Ilex paraguariensis (yerba mate), 1411 nucleotides long. The record is from the annotation of a GenBank genome assembly. NCBI's taxonomy places the organism in Eukaryota, Viridiplantae, Streptophyta, Magnoliopsida, Aquifoliales, Aquifoliaceae.
CUCUCUGUCUCUCUGUCUUCGUCACAUUCUUCCGCUCUCUCUCUCUGAAUUCACAUCUCAUGGAGGACUCUGUCAAAGAUCUAACCCCUGUCCCUGAGAAAUCUGGUGGCAAACCAUCGUCAAAGCUUCUUCGGUAUCCACUGCGCUCCGCCACUAAGUCCAAGGAGGAGAAACCGCCGGCGGCCGAUUCCUCAAAGUCUUCUACUCCAGGGAGGGGAAGACCUGCUUCAAGUGUAAGCAAGAGUGUUAGUGUUCUUGAUCUCUCUGGGAAGGAAAAAUCUGCCAAACCUCCCAGAAGGCUAUCUGUUCCUGCCAAGUCAGCUGCCAGCGCUGUUCCUAAGUCAUCUGGCAAUAUUUCUCCAAUUUCUGAGGCUAGAACAAAGGGGUCUGCCCGUAACCAGGGGAAAAGUGAGACGCCAGUUUCUGAUGUUUCCAGAUCAUCAAACAGAAGGAGGUUCAGCGUUUUGUCUUCAGCAUCAUAUUGGCUGUCUCAGAUUAAGCUCUCUGAAUCUGCUGCAAAGCACUCAAUAUCUCUUGGUUUCUUUAAACUUGCUCUAGAGGCUGGAUGUGAGCCUCUUAAUCGAAUGAGGGAUGAGCUGAAAUCAUAUGCGCGUCGACAGAACCUUGUCGAACUUGGAGAAAUUGUAAAGGAACUAUUUGAAAUCUACAGUAUUACAGAGACCUUUGAGCAGUUGCAGGUUUCUGAAACCUGUUCCCAUGUCCCUGAUGAGGGAACUCGAUCAUCUGAUGAUGAUGUAUACAGCACUUCGUCUAUUCCGGGAACUCAGAAGCUGAAACCAAAGUCCUUGAACACUAGUACACUUGACACUUCCCCAGUCAAAAAAUCAGCUAAGCAGACUCCCCAGACACGUAAUUCUGUAACUAGGAUCAGGGGGUUGGUGAAUAAGAGUUCUGCAAACUCAAAAACUGCUACAGAAGUCCAGGUUCACAAUGCACACAGGAAAUCUCAUAUGUCAAGCAAGCAAGAAUCCAGUAAAUUGAAGGAUAAGGUCAAGAAGCAAGGAAAGAAAUCUGCUCACGAAGAAGGUCCAAUUAACACUCUGCCUGUUGAAGAAGCACUCCAAGAUAACAAAGAGAACAUGGAUGCUCGUCAGACGGAAGAGAUCAAUUCAACAGAAGUUUAGGCAGACAUCCAGCACCAAGCAUGUUUAACAAUAUUUGUUUGUAUGCUCUUGUUUGUUUGGUCUUCAGUGUUUUACUGGGAGGCUUUUCCAUUGUAUAGAAAGGUUUUAACUUUAAAGUGGGAAUUGUUCCAGUCUGGUGUGAAGUGUGAAUUUAUCCUUUUUUUGUUUUGUUUUUAAUUCUGUUGAUUUCUGUUGUUGGUGGCUAGAACUGGGACCUAAUGGAACUAGUAUUAUACAGCUUUUUGUGAUUCUAAAUUGCUAUUAAG